AUGGCUUCCACAAGUAACGUUUAUGGAGGUGAUGAAAUCAAUGCCAUCGUUCUCGAUCCUGGCUCUUUAAACACCAGAAUCGGUUAUGCCGGUGAUGAUUUCCCUAAAGUCAUCACUCCUUCAUAUUAUGCAUAUGAACCAACCACAAAGAAAUCUAUUUUUGGUGAUGGUAUUAAUGUACCAAGAUCUAAUUAUGAGAUUAAACCUAUAAUGAAAGAUUCAGUAGUCAGUGACUGGGAUGCUGCCAUCAAUCAAUACACCCAUUACUUUGAAAACGAUCUUAAAAUCGAUUAUAAAGAACAACCAAUACUUAUAACUGAACCUAUUUGGACUUCAACCAGUGAACGUAAAACUGUGGUAGAGAAUUUUUAUGAACAUUUUGAAUUCCCUGCAUUAUACUUAGCUAGAGCUCCAACUUGUAUAUCAUUCCAACAAGGAAGACCCAAUUGUUUGGUUGUUGAUAUCGGACAUAAUACUGUUAGUGUUACACCAGUUAUUGAUGGAAUUUCAUUAAUUAAGAAUUCUUUAAGAACUCAUUAUUCUGGUGAAUAUUUAAGUGACCAAUUGAAAGAUUUAUUCUUAACCAAAUUCCCCAACUUAACAUUGGAUAAUAAAUUCAAAAUAAGAUCGAAAGAAUCUACUAAAUAUCCUGAUCAACCGAAAUUUACCGUAAGAGAUAAUAUUCCCGAGAAUAUUACUCAAUCAUUUGAAGAUUAUCAACAAGAAUUGAUCUUCCAUGAAAUGAAAGAAACUUUAUUAGAAGUUCCAGAAAAAUUAAUCAGUGAAGAAAAUAGUGAAUAUUAUUCAAAAGAUGGACAAAAAAGAUUAUUUGAAUUACCAAAUGGUCAAUCAAUAGAAUUAGGUAUUGAAAGAUUUGAAUUGGCUGAUUCUAUAUUUGAUCCAGUCAAUUAUCAUUUUACAAAUAAACAAUUAUCAGAUAAAUAUUCAACCGAAACUGGUAAUUUAGUUAUUGAUACAACUCAAGAAGAUUAUAGACCAUUAAAGAGAGCUAGAAAAGUCGAAUCUAAUAAUUCCACCCCACCACCUUCAAGUCCUUCUAAAGAAAUUAUUGAUGAAACCAGAGGUUUAACUCAAUUAAUAUCUCAUGCUUUAUCAACCAUUGAUAUUGAUUUAAGAGCUUCAGUUGCUCAUAAUAUAAUUAUAACAGGAGGAGUCUCGUUAAUUCCUCAAUUGACUGAAAGAUUAUAUAAUGAAUUAACAGCUUUAAAUCCAGGAUUAAAAAUCAGAUUACAUGCCGUUGGUAAUUCAAGUGAAAGAGUUAAUCAAGCAUGGAUUGGAGGUUCAGUACUUUCAUCAUUAGGUACAUUCCAUCAAAUGUGGGUAACAAAGGAGGAAUAUGAAGAAGCUGGUGCUGAUAGGAUUUUAAAUCAAAGAUUUAGAUAA
Molecule: messenger RNA, 1404 nt
Organism: Yamadazyma jaroonii
Lineage: Eukaryota; Fungi; Ascomycota; Pichiomycetes; Serinales; Debaryomycetaceae
Source: the annotation of a GenBank genome assembly